This is a messenger RNA of Ciona intestinalis (vase tunicate), 2026 nucleotides long. Lineage: Eukaryota; Metazoa; Chordata; Ascidiacea; Phlebobranchia; Cionidae. The record is from RefSeq.
ACAGAUCCAUCCUCUCAGUUUAUGCAAUGUAGUUGGAGAUGACCAGUUGUAUGAAUACGGUUGGGUUGGGGUGGUGGAGUUGGGGCCUUCCUAUCUUGAACCCAGGCCAUGUUUGUCAGUUUAUGGGAAGGCUAAAAGAGCUUUGGAAAAAGGAGCGACUGCCGUUAUAUUUGAUAUUACUAACCAACCUGAUGCAGUUUCACAGUUGAGCUCGGAAUAUUACGAACGACUUGACCGACCAAUAGUUUUAGUGCAAGGACAAUCAGCGUUUCAUUUGAUCAAUUUAAUCCGAGAUCAACAAGUGGCACGAGCUCGUAUACAAAGUGGUGUGCCAACUAAAUCUGAGGAUCAAUACAACCAAUACUUCAACAUGGCUGUCUUCAUGGGUUGUUUUGUCGUCGUGUUCGUUAUCUGUAUCGUGUUGCUUAUAAAGUUGAAAUGCUGGAGACGGGAAAGAUCGGUAUCAAUGGCAAACAUUGCUUCCGAGACUUUACGACGAAUGAAAACUCGUAAGUUUCGCGUAGACCCUCGUAAACAAUGGACAGAUGAUUGCAGUAAUACAAGUGAACAACUUUGCGCCAUUUGUUUGGAGGUUUUCAAUGAGAAUGAGGAGUUACGCGUGAUCCCAUGCUCCCAUGAAUUCCAUAAACAUUGUGUUGACCCUUGGUUGAAAGAAAAACUUACGUGCCCACUUUGUAAUUUUAAUAUAUUAGGUGACCCGCCAAAUCUUCAACGACGUUCCCGCCAAAUUUCUUCACCUUCUGUGACGUCACGAUCGACCAUUCACGUCACGCCGCGACGUCAGAUAUUCAACGAUUAUAACGGAUACGAGGAAGGUCGGUACGAAAACAACUGCCCGCCGUACGAAAGUUGUUACACUGGUAGCCGACAUACUAACGCCUAUUAUGGCGGGCAUUUUACUGAGUUGUUCUGCGACGCACCCAACGGAGCACAAAUUCUUCAAAAUAAUAAAUUCGAUGUGGUACCUUGUGUUGGCACUGUCGUACCUCAUAAUCAUUACUUCAGAAGGCGGCAGCCGACGCCCCAUUUCUACGAUCGAAGCGCAAUUCCCAACGGUGCUUCUGCUUAUCAGCCUCAAAGAGAAAAUGUUGGUAUUUCCGAGUUUUUGCCAAAACCGACGAACCGUGAAGAACUUUCAAGCGGUUCCUUCGCCACGCCGAAACAACUCACUAACUUUGAUUUGCCGCCAGCUUACGAGAGUUUAGAAACCUCUCGGAAUUUACCCGAAUAUUGCGCAACACAGACGUGUGUGACGCCGCCCUACAGAAGCAUACGAGGAUGUACAUUAUACAGACGAAGUUCUGGAACCAAUACAAACUAUAGGAACGCACAUAACACUUAUAUGCCCGAACUUGACCUUGAUUCCCGACCUGUAUCCUUACGUAGCGGUUACUUACCAGACAGCGAUGGCGUUUCCGACAAGGUUGAUACGACCCCUUAUUUAUUUGGACCAUUCAGCGUCACUACGACGACACAAUGCGUGUGUGUCGUCACAGAUACCACGUGUUGCGUCACAGACACAAGUGUUCGAUCAGUAUUCGGGUCUUCUUUAAUCUCGGACGCACCAGCGCCACCAUGCGACAGCAUUUUAAAGAUCCCUCAUCGCAGCUCGACGCCGUGCAUCGGGUAUAGUUCAUCCGACGCUGAGGUUGGGGCAAGGAUUAGUGUUUCGUCGUUAGAGGGCGUGCUGGAGUCGGUGUCUGUUCCAACUGUUUAUGAUGACGCAGUAAAUUAUGACGAAAUCUGGUUCGAUGACGUCAUGGUUAAUGACGUCACAUCUUCUACCUCCCCACGAUUGACCAAGCACAACAGAGCUGGUCACGUGACUACUUCAACCAAUCACGCUGCGGAUAAAGUGACUCGUUGCGCCGUCUAGCGGCAGCGUAUUUUCCUAUUUAUGUUCUCAGUAUUUCCUCUCUCAGUCGUUUUUCAUAUUUUUUAACUCCUUGAUGUCGUUUUGCAUUUGUCACUUUGUUAUUGAUACAGAAUACACAACUACAAUAUA